CCUUCUUUGAUGGCGGCAACAGUCACAUCGAACUAGCAAUAAAAGGAACUCUCUGCAUUACUUGAAUUUAUCAUAGAGAACAGAACUAUUUGGUCAUAAGAGUAGAAAGGCAGCCGUCCGCUUCGAAGUUUCAAAGCUCAGAAUUGUAUCCUGAGGGGUGGACGAUCAAUUAUCUUCGUGCCUCUAUAAGAACAGAACUGUGAUCGCAAGGCAAUGGAUACAGGUAUUGAUCACAGAGACGAAGCUCAAAUCCAAACUCAAAGAUCAGGCCUGAAACAGAAAUUUGGUCCUAUACCAGCAGAAGUGACAAAAGCCAGAGAGGAUGAUGUAAACAGUAUUUUGAAACGAAGAAGCCAUAUUCAGAAAUCACUUCAUCUGUUGGAUGAGGCUCUUUCUACCCCACAGCAACAAUUACACACGGCUUCCUCACUGCUGAGAUCAGUGAAAACCCCAACACCACUUCGCCAACUGCCCAUGUCAGCAUCAGGACUCAGACAUAGUGCUUACACACUCAGUGGUACUUCUUCAGUUGCAGAUACAGAUUACACCACUCAGGAAAUGUCUUACAUGAGUGAGGGCCUGCAUCCUGGACUGCUGUCUUCUCUCCCUCAGCAUAUGUCUGGCGGCACCACUCUGGGUUCAUUGUCCUUCAUGGAAGAUAGUGGGUUAAGCCGCCCUCUUACUCCCAGUAAACCCCUUGCCCAAGUUGUUGAGGAUUUUUCACCUGGAAGUGCUGUGGAAUUGUCGCAGUUAACUGAGAAUGUCAGUAUUUUGACUGAGAAGGAUCCUGUGAUUGCAGCCAGUUCAAGCUUGUUUGGAGAAUUCAUGAGUGCCUUUACAUCAUUUCCAGAUACAAAGCAUAUUUUUGACAUGAUAGCUGGAUAUGAAAAGGCUUGCAGGCAGCAGCUGCUGGUUCUGAAUGGAUUGAUCAGACUGUCAUCACCAGGAAAAACUAAAUUUUCUAAACAAGUUGACAUAUUGCAUCUCAUUUCUCAAGAGAGUUACACUUGGAGGCUUGUUGGCUCCUUAUACAGUGACAGACUGCAAUAUGGAAUAUGUGAUGAUGGAGCUAUGUUGACAAAUUUUGUGGGCAGAAACUGGAAUGAAAAAAAGAUUAUAAAUAAUUUGUAUGAAAGAGAGGCCUCAACUAGGCAAAAACAGAUUGUAGUUGACUGGCUAGAAAAGAAUGCAGAGGAUUGGCUGAAGAUUUUUUUAGAAAGUGACAAAGUAGAGUACUUUUCAGAGUCAGUUUGCUGGGAAAACACCCUACACACCCUGCAACAAGGAGGACAAAAUAUGGGAAUGAGAAGACCUCUUGUCACAGAGAUGGAUCCAGAUGCCCCAGUCAGGCAGAACCGACCUUUAGCUGAUUUAGAUCAGGAAGAUGAAGCCAGGUUGUUACAGCAUCUUUUUGCUUUAAUUAGGGCUGGCAAACUGGAAGAGGCUCAAUGCCUGUGUGAGAAGUGUGGUCAAUCUUGGAGGGCCGCAACUCUUCAAGGAUGGAAACUAUGGCAAGAUAAUAACAUGGAUGGAGUCUCAAGUGAUGAAACUUUAUCAGCUGUUGAGGGAAACCCGUACAGAGAUGUAUGGAAAGCAGCAUGCUGGAAGAUGUCUGAGGAAAACAAAUUCAGUGUAUAUGAGAGAGCUAUUUAUGCAGCACUCAGUGGAAAUCUCAGCCAGCUUCUACAAGUUUGCAAGUCAUGGGAAGACUAUCUUUGGGCAUUUUACCGAGUUAUGGUAGAUGUUAGGGUGGAACAGGAAAUUCGCCUUCAUCCCAGGCCUGAAAGAGAUCUGGAAAGCUUGCCUUCCAUUUUCUGGGAUCAUGUCCUGAAUCCAGAGAAAAUAUUUGAUGAACUCUAUGCUUGCCCAAAAGAGUCCAUCAAACAUCAAGCAGAGGAGUUCCAUCAUGUCGUACAGAAGCAUAUCAUACUAAAUGACACAACUGGUUUGAUUGAAAAAAUGCACAGCUGGCUCGAAAAGGAGGAGAAACCUAAAGCCCAAAUACUACGGUUUAUGGCCCAUCUUGUUUUGUUUUUGCGAUCAGCUGGAAUCGAAUCUGAGACUGAUUUGGAUAAAUGUGUGUCCAUCCUGAAAGCUUAUGUUCAGACACUAAUUGAGGAGAAACAAAUUGACCUGGUAGCGACCUACGUUGCUACUCUACCAGCAGACAUUCAAAUAGAAACCUAUGCAUACUUUUUAGAAGAUAUAGUUGACAUGAAAGAAAGACAGAAAUGUUUGGAGUUAGCAAGCAGUGCUGGCUUGGAUGUCCCGUUAAUAACCAAAACGGUAGUUGAGUGCAUUCGAGGAAAGGAAGACUUUGCGAUCGACAGAGGCAUGUCGUCCGCUCUGGAAGCUGCUACUGCUACAGAGGACCGAAAAAAGAUAGAAGCCAUUGAAUGGUUGGUGUUUGAGCCUUCCCAGCGAAAUGAAGCUCUGAAACAGAGUAAUGCGAUUAUGCGAUGCUUUAUUGCAACGAGAAAGCACGCCGCAGCUCGCGAAGUUUUCCAAAAGAUUCCGGUGGACUCCAUCCAUGUGAUUCAUAAAGAAUGGCAAUCGAGAGGUGGAACCAGUCCCUUGCCUGCUGCCGACGACAACGCCAUACGAGAAUAUUUGUGCAUCAAAGCUUUCUUGGAGUCUCUUGAUGCAUUCAAUGAUUGGUUUCAGCAUUUUCAUCACAAUAUACCACCAAGGCCGCAUGAUGGAGCACAUGCUAACUUCACGGAGAAGGUGGCGUAUGAACAACGCCUUGAGCAGUACGAGGUGGAAUUUGGAAGAUGGAAGAACUCGCUAGAUAUUCACACGAAGACCACAAUGGAAAAGAUUUAUAACGUUCUGCUAUUUCCUGAUGGAGGCUGGAUGGUGGACCACAGAAAUGAUGAAGAAGAAGACUCGCAACGCUCUCAUCAACUUGAGUUGUUGAGACAGCUUUGUCUUCCACUAACUUGUUAUCUUCUUCAUAAUGUUCUGUACUCAACAGAACAGUACAAGCAGUGUUUACAGCUCGCUGAUGUUAUAUCCUCCGAACAAUACAGAUUGUAUGAGGUUUUCAGGAAAGACGAAUUACAAAAGAUGCUAUCGCUGUUCCGAGACUCUUCGAUUGCAUUGUUGGGAAACAACCUGGAUCCCCUUAGCUAUGAAAUCGCACAGAAGUGACAGGGUAUCAAAAUAGGAAUAGGAACUUUAUGUUGUGACGAAAAGAUUUUUCUUGCUCGGGAUCAGAGCAGGCAAUCUCGCUCGGGCAACCAAUCCGAACACAGGAUUCUCUUCAUUAUGUGCACGGGUACUGCCAGCUAUGUAAUAUGAUGGCUUAUUAUUUUCUCAUCUCCUUCAUAAGGGGGAUUUGCUUGGAAUAAACCAAAUCGGAAAUUUUUGGUUUUGGUUCCGGUUUACAAGUUUACGUGAGUUUUGUAAGACUAUCAGGUAGAAGUUAGCCCUUAAGUUUGCAUCAGGAACUACGAAUUCUGUCCUCAACACUUUCAGAAUGAAGGACCUUCGAGCUCUUGUAGAGAUGGGCAACGGUGAAUAGCUCUGAAAGUGAAGGUGCAUGGUGCGAAUCUUUCGAAAGAAUAUUGUUCGAAGCAAAAAGUGAUAUCAGUAUGCACAGUCACAACUGGAUCUGAGUAAAAUGUUUAUUCUAUUAGCUAGCACAUGAUAUCCAAUUUCUGAUGAGCCCAUUUUUCUCUUUACUCACGUAGCCUACAUUUCUUUGAUCAAAGAUGUUUCCAACCUGAAAAAUUAAGCUACCGAGUUAUAAGCUCGAUGUUCAGGCGCGUGGUAUCUGAGAAGGGUAAGAUGUGAAUCUACUUCGACUCAUAGAAAUCGAGAGUGAAUAAUCUAGUUGUUGUCGAAAAAAACACUCUUCGUUCAAGACUAACCAACUAGACAAAGUCAUGUAUAUUUUGUCUACAAAGGCACACUGUAAGUUGUGCCUUAGUGAACAUUGCGUAUCAUGGCAUAUGAGUUAUCAAGAACUUAUGAUGGCGAGCGGACAAGUCUUCCUUCGCUCUGUGUUGAUUGUCAUUCUUCUAAUAUAUAUUUUCUGUAUCUUCGAUCUGCAGUGUAACUAUCUCGUCCCCAUCAGGUUUAAUUUAGUCAAUAAAUGCGGCUAAUUCCAGCUUGA
Pocillopora damicornis (cauliflower coral) is the source of this 4120-nucleotide messenger RNA. RefSeq names its product nuclear pore complex protein Nup107. Gene Ontology annotation, biological process: post-transcriptional tethering of RNA polymerase II gene DNA at nuclear periphery; protein import into nucleus; mRNA export from nucleus. The record is from RefSeq and is a predicted model, not a curated record. Gene Ontology annotation, cellular component: nuclear pore outer ring; nuclear pore. Gene Ontology annotation, molecular function: structural constituent of nuclear pore. NCBI's taxonomy places the organism in Eukaryota, Metazoa, Cnidaria, Anthozoa, Scleractinia, Pocilloporidae.